This is a messenger RNA of Musca domestica (house fly), 1675 nucleotides long. RefSeq names its product sentrin-specific protease 8 (gene Den1). The record is from RefSeq and is a predicted model, not a curated record. Gene Ontology annotation, molecular function: deNEDDylase activity; cysteine-type peptidase activity. NCBI's taxonomy places the organism in Eukaryota, Metazoa, Arthropoda, Insecta, Diptera, Muscidae. Gene Ontology annotation, biological process: proteolysis. The transcript has 2 exons. The coding region runs from base 255 to 902 and encodes 215 amino acids.
UUUUUCAAUCUGUUGAUCCCUGGAAAAUUUUGCGUUGCUAAAUUUUGCGAACUGUUUGUUUGUUGGUAAAAAUAUCAUAAUAAAUGUUAAUUAUAGAUAAAAACAACAACAAAAAUAUAAUCAAAUUGUGAGAAUUUAAUAAUAUUCUUCAAGAAAUAGAGAUAAGAGGAACAGGAAUAAGUAACUGCAGAAAUCCUCACUAUAUAUAUAUAUGUUGUUUGAUUUUAAUUGUGAACUAAAAAUCAGAAUACAAAAUGAGUUCCUAUUCUCAUGCCGAUCCGAUUGCUCUAAGUUUCAAUGAGACCUGUUUAAGGACAUCCGAUGUUCAACUCUUAAGCGGUCCAUAUUGGUUAAAUGAUCAAAUAAUAUCAUUCUAUUACGAAUAUCUGGAGCGAGUAAAAUAUAAAAACAAUCCAGACUUGCUGUUUGUACCACCAGAAGUAACACAAUGCAUGAAGUUUUCCGAUGAUGGUGAAUUAGAAACGUUACUCAAUCAAUUGGAAGCUCCCAAAAAACCCUUUAUAUUCUUUGUACUCAAUGACAAUGAGUCAACAGAUGCAGGUGGUACGCACUGGUCACUGUUGGUGUUUUCACGGCCUGAAAAGACAUUUUUCCAUUUCGAUUCGUUGGGCAAUAGCAAUUCGAAUGCUUCGCAUCAGUUUGUGCAACGCAUUAAGGAUGCAUUAAAUUGUCGAAAUGCCCAUAUGAAACCCAUCCGUUGUCUGCAACAGGCCAAUGGCUAUGAUUGUGGAAUUCAUGUGAUCUGUAUGACCGAUAAUAUUGCCGACAAUGUCAAUCGAUUUGAAUGUGUUGAAGGUGUGGGGCCAUUACAUCAGGACACCAUAUCGGCCAAGCGCUCCGAUCUUAUUAAGCUAAUACAGUCGCUGGGCGGCAAAAUCUAAGUUUGUAUUUUAAGUGAUUUUUAAUAUUUGUAUUUCAUAUUGUAUUGAUUUUUAUUAUGAUUCGAAUUCAAUCGAUCAUUCAAUUACUCUUAGUUAGUUUGUAGUUUUCUUACAACACAAGUUAUAGUUAUGUAUGUUUGAUUAUACUCCUUCCAAUAGAAUGGACUUCCGUUGCGACCAAAUGAAUCAAAGCGCAUGGCGCGCAAAAUGAUUUUGCAUUGCAAGGGGCAUAUGUUUUAAUAUUUUUGGAUUAAAAAGUAUAAACACAAAAAAACGUGAAUUUCCUGCAUUUGAUUUGAAAUUAUAACCCAAUGAUAGUUUUGUAAGCCAUAAUUUUAGUUUCAAACUUAAACCCACACUAUCAACAAUAUAAGUAAACAUUUACCGAAAAAAACAGUUAUUUUCAUUAGAAUACAAGCAACCAAAAUAUAGUUUUUCGUUAUUUACAAAAGAAUGUUGUGAUAUGCUUUUAAAUUCUUUUGUUUUACUUUGAAUUUAUUCUUAUCAAUUUUUUUCUGUUCAAUUUUCAAAAGGAACGAACAUUAAUUUCCAGAUUUAUUGAGUGUGGGUUCAAGUUUGUGUAGAAAUUUCGAAUUUCAGAAAGAAAAAGUAACAUGUAACUCGUAAUGUUAAUAUAUAUAUAUACAACAACAACUAUUUACAUUUAUAUACAUACAUACAUAUAAAUAUAUAAUUACAAAUACCUACCUACCUUAAAAGCUUCAUUUUAAAUGAAAUAAAAAAACCUCACAUUUUCAAAUAAAAAUAUGAAA